GGACCCUCAGCCCUGCCACGGCCUGGGCAGCACACCCCGAGCCGGGCCGGAGGAGAUCGCCCACACGCAGCGAGGAGCAACUUUUUCAAACUUUAAGACGCCACACCGCAGCACCCGGCCAAGGCAUCUUUCUUGAGCAAGGGACACGGCCUGCGGGUCGCCCCCGGCUCCCCCCAGCCCAACGGCGCAGCCGCCCCGUGCAGCGCUGCUCAGCCCGCCCUCCGUCUCCUCAGCGCCUCGCUGCUCACCGCCCUCCUAGACCGUCGCGCAACGCAGCUGCGGCGCUUCCGGCCUUUCCAGCCGCCUUAUCUAUCGUUGUUCCUCCCGCCGGGGUUUCCCCGUGCGCGGAGCGGGGGGCUCGCGCCGCCGCCCCGGUGCACGGGGGUGGGGGGGCCUGAGGGGACGUGGCGGUGGCGGGCUGGCGGGCUGCUCGGCCCCGGGAAGGGGAGGCAGAGCGGCGGGGCAGUUCCUCCAAAGAAACCCGGGGUGGGGGGCGGUACGUGUGAGGCAGCAGCCUGCCCCCGCUCCCCCGGCCGGGAGCCCCGGCUCCUCCAGAGCGUUACGGGGCGAGCGGUCCCCUCCCCCCACCCCGUUCCUCCCUGAGGGGCGGAGGCGGCCAUGGCGGAGGCGGGGAGAGCCGUCGGGAGCCCCGCCGCUGCCCGCCGCCCCGUGCCCCCCCGGGCGCCGGCGGGGCGAGGCCGCGCCGUCCAGGUGUCUGUCAUUGUGCCUGUUCACAAUAGUGAAUGCUGGUUAGAUGAAUGCUUGAAGUCCGUUUGGGAACAAGAUUUUAAAGAAACCAUGGAGCUGUCAAUUUUUAAUGAUGCCAGUAAGGAUGGUUCAGCUGAAAUAAUUGAAAAAUGGAAGAUCAAGUUGGAAGAUGCUGGUGUUCCAGUAAUUAUUGGUAGUAAUGAUUCAUCUCAACCUCGAGGCGUUGGAUUUGCUAAAAAUCAAGCAGUAAUUCAGAGCUCAGGAACCUAUCUCUGCUUUCUGGAUUCAGAUGAUGUGAUGAUGCCACAGCGGGUUAGACUGCAGCACGAAGCUGCCAUUCAACACCCAAACAGUAUUAUUGGUUGCCAAGUCAGAAGAGAGCCACUGGAGUCUACUGAAAGGUAUACUCGUUGGAUCAAUAAUCUGACUGAAGAACAGCUUCUUACACAGGUGUUUACCUCCCAUGGACCUACUGUGAUCAUGCCAACCUGGUUCUGUUCUCGAGAAUGGUUUUUUCAUGUCGGAAAAUUUGAUGAGGGUGGAAAGGGUGUUCCAGAAGAUUUGUUGUUUUUUUAUAAACAUAUCCAAAAGGGUGGUGAAGUCUUUCGAGUAAACCAUUGCCUCCUGCUGUACCGUUACCAUCCACAGGCUGCAACUCAUUCCAUCCCAGAGGGAACCAUCUGGAAUCACCGAGUCAGGUUUCUCGAAGACAGAGUCCUGAGUUCCUGGACCUCAUUCACCAUUUGGAAUGCUGGCAAGCAAGGCAAGAAGCUAUACAGAAGCUUGUCACCAGCUAAUCGGAAAAAGGCCUAAAACAGACCACAGGUGAAAAUACGAUGAGGGAAUAAAAUCCUGUGAAGAUCAUUCACCAUAAAAGGACCUUAGGCUGGUGAAAUCUUUCAGUUUUUCCAUUAGGAAAUCUGAGUGGAAUGGGAAGUGUAAGGCAACAUCCUCUGCAGUAGCCAACAAGGCAGUAAACAAGUUAAGUAUGAAAGAAACUAUUAAUUCUUGUGUAAUAGUAGCACAGCUCAAACAGCUAGGUAAUUACAGCUGCACCCCAAGCCCACUCUUACUGACUUCUUAGACUGAACUUUGGAGUAGGAUUAAUCU
Aquila chrysaetos chrysaetos is the source of this 1818-nucleotide messenger RNA. RefSeq names its product UDP-GlcNAc:betaGal beta-1,3-N-acetylglucosaminyltransferase like 1 (gene B3GNTL1). The record is from RefSeq and is a predicted model, not a curated record. NCBI's taxonomy places the organism in Eukaryota, Metazoa, Chordata, Aves, Accipitriformes, Accipitridae. Bases 619 to 1521 code for a protein of 300 amino acids. The transcript is spliced from 10 exons.